CGCGGAGGCGGUCCGGUUACCUCAGUUUCUCGCGUCCUCCGUUUUUUUUCAGUCGCUUAAGAAAAGAGAGCUAGGAACGAACGAGCGGGUUGGUAAUCUGGAGAUACUUUACAUCGAGGUUCAAAACAUUGAUUUUUUGCCACGACAGCCGCUUUACAGGGCCAGGAUGUCCAGUGAGGUGCAGAGACCAGACGACAGCCCCAGCACAAGCGGGGGCAGCUCGGAUAUCGAGCAACGAGAGGCUGUCCCCACGGAGCAGGAGAGAGAACAGACGCAGCCCAAGAAGAAGGAGACCAAGAUCUCCAGCAAGACGGCUGCCAAGCUCUCCACCAGUGCCAAGAGGAUUCAGAAGGAAUUAGCUGAAAUCACACUUGACCCCCCGCCAAACUGCAGUGCCGGGCCUAAAGGAGACAACAUCUAUGAGUGGAGGUCCACGAUCCUGGGACCCCCGGGGUCCGUGUACGAGGGAGGGGUCUUCUUCCUCGACAUCGCCUUCACGCCCGACUACCCCUUCAAACCACCUAAGGUAACGUUCCGCACAAGAAUCUACCACUGUAACAUCAACAGCCAGGGUGUGAUCUGCCUGGACAUCCUGAAGGACAACUGGAGCCCCGCCCUCACCAUCUCCAAGGUGCUGCUGUCCAUCUGCUCCCUGCUCACAGACUGCAACCCUGCUGACCCUCUAGUAGGGAGCAUCGCCACACAGUACUUGACCAACAGAGCCGAGCACGACAGAAUAGCCAAACAGUGGACCAAGCGAUACGCCACAUAGACCCCCUCCACACUCACACAAACUCCACACCCCUCUCCACCCUUUCCCUCACCUUGUCAAAGCACACUCACUAAAGUGCAACCUUUGACCCUCCCUUGUACCUUUUGUUUACCUUUUUUGUGAAAAGAAAUGUCUUUCGUUCCUUGUUGACUUGAAAGCUUCUUUUUUAUACAAAGAGUAGAUUGGGAUUUUAUUUUCCAAUGAACUGAAUGUUGGAACUGUCAUAGAAAAAAAUGUUUUAUUAUAAUAACUGUUCCCUCUUCCCCCCCACUCUGUAAAUGUGUGUUCUCCCUCCCCCCCAUCCUUUUUAAGUGGUCCCACAGACAAAUGCAGAUUAUAUCUUGUUUCUACUAUACUGUAGUGUUUAGAAGUUUUUUGUACGGAAUUCAUUCAUGGUAUGUGCAUGUUAACAGGAUGGAAAUUGAAGAUUGUAUUAUUUUUCGCAUUCACGUGGCAUCUAAAAAGAAACUGUUCAUGCUCUACCGUUGGAUUUUGUUUGUAUGUAUUAUUUUUUAAAAGAGGCUGUUGAGGUGGACUGCAAAAAUAUGGGUCCGCCUGUGAGAAGACGGGACUUGUAAAUUUACGCGCUACAUGCCACCUCUGACAUUCCAGAGUGGCUUGUUGUACACUUUGCAUUAUUAAAGCACCCAAUAAAACACUGGCUGAACUGCA
Molecule: messenger RNA, 1444 nt
Organism: Anguilla anguilla (European eel)
Lineage: Eukaryota; Metazoa; Chordata; Actinopteri; Anguilliformes; Anguillidae
Gene: ube2e2
Product: ubiquitin-conjugating enzyme E2E 2
Exons: 6
Coding region: 167-772 (201 amino acids)
Biological process (GO): protein polyubiquitination
Cellular component (GO): nucleus
Molecular function (GO): ubiquitin conjugating enzyme activity
Source: RefSeq, a predicted model, not a curated record